Molecule: messenger RNA, 533 nt
Organism: Alexandromys fortis (reed vole)
Lineage: Eukaryota; Metazoa; Chordata; Mammalia; Rodentia; Cricetidae
Product: barrier-to-autointegration factor-like
Exons: 1
Coding region: 91-360 (89 amino acids)
Molecular function (GO): DNA binding
Source: RefSeq, a predicted model, not a curated record
CGUUCUAGUAGCUUGAGGUAUCGGCGGGAGCUGCCGAGUAGCGCGAGCAGCCGUUACCAGAGCCGGAGCUGCCGGUUAAACCUGAUCAAGAUGACAACUUCCCAAAAGCACCGAGACUUCGUGGCAGAGCCCAUGGGGGAAAAGCCAGUGGGGAGUCUGGCCGGGAUUGGUGAAGUCCUGGGCAAGAAGCUGGAGGAAAGGGGCUCUGAUAAGGCUUAUGUUGUUCUUGGCCAGUUUCUGGUGCUAAAGAAAGACGAAGACCUCUUCCGAGAAUGGCUGAAAGACACGUGUGGUGCCAAUGCCAAGCAGUCCCGGGACUGCUUUGGGUGCCUUCGAGAAUGGUGCGAUGCCUUCUUGUAGUGCACUCUGGGGACUCCUCAGUUCCCCCAGCCACAGAAUAUAGUCUGCAGAGUCGGCAGCUGGGUGGGGCUCCUCCCUGUCCCCAUGAAGGAAAAGAUUGCUGUUGUCACAGUCACCUCCUUUGUACUCCGGGGUCUUUUGGGAGUUCUCUUCCCCACAGCCUUUCAUCCAUU